GGAGCGGGAGGAGGCGGUGCCAUGUUUCAAGGGCAGCGGGGUUGGUUUUGCGGCAGCGUCAGCGGAGACCUGAGGCAGUUCUGGGUGGCUGAAGGGGGAACGAUAAGUGACCUGAGAGCCGCGGACUACUUGUUCAGUUGUGACGCCUCACACCCAGACACGCUGAGAAUAUAUCAAAGCCUUGAUUACAUAGAAGAUAAUGCUACAGUGUUUCAUGCCUACUAUCUCUCUGCAGUAGCUAAUGCUGAAAUUAAAAACUCAGUGGCUUUAGGUCAUUUCAUUCUUCCUCCUGCAUGCCUUCAAAAAGAAAUAAGAAGAAAAAUUGGUAAUUUUAUUUGGGAACAAGACCAACGUUUUCUAUUAGAAAAGCAUGAUGAAGUAACACCAAAUGAAAUAAAGGCCUUUAGGGAAAGCAGUGAAUUAGCAACAGAUCACAAAAAAGAAUUAUCCACAAGUACUGAGAAGCAUUUUAUAAGGACUCCAGUUGUAGAAAAGCAGAUGUACUUCCCUCUUCAGAAUUAUCCAGUGAACAACAUGGUAACAGGUUAUAUAUCAAUUGAUGCCAUGAAGAAAUUUCUUGGGGAAUUACAUGACUUCAUUCCUGGAAGUUCAGGUUAUUUGGCAUACCAUGUUCAAAAUGAAAUUAACAUGUCUGCUAUAAAGAACAAAUUGAAGAGAAAAUAUUAAGUUAAUAUUGUCCUAUCUGGGCAUUUGUUUUCUAUAAAAUAUUACCAAAGAUGUGCAUAGUUUUAAAUUCUAUCCUUUGGGACAGAGAGAUGGGAAAUGGGGGAGAAUUCUUCUCUUUCUUCCUCAAAAUAUAUCUUCAGGAAAUUCAGAAUCAUUUUGGCUCUGUGUUUUGACAUUUGGGCUGGACUUUUCCCCAGCUUGUAACAUUGUGUGCACAAAUUCUGUGCAUAGUGAAUUAUGCACAUUGUUAUGGAAUAAUUGUCACUGAAACAUUCUUAAUAAGAAGUCUCAAUUUCUCUCUGUGUGUCAGAUGUUCUUUUGGCCUAAAUAUUCUAUUAAUUGCAUAUAUAUUUUUCCUAGGUUUAAUGCUGUGAAUGCUAAGUUUUAUGGUUCUGGCCAUCUUAUUGUGAUUUUAAAAAUUAGAAUGCAAUAGUUAAGUUUUGAAUAACUGUUUCUGACUGCAAAAUAUGUAAAAAAGUAAAAAUAAAACAUUUAAAUAAUACGUGAAGUUUCUUAUAAUAAAUAUAUCAGAAGAGAGUUAAUGUAAACAAGUAUUAGGUCAUCUGAAAUGAACCCACAAAGCUCCUUGGAAUCACAUUGCUGGAAAGGAGGGACCUUAGAGAAUAAUGAGUCCAACCUGGUUUUUUUGUUGUUUUUCAGUUUGUUUGUUUUUUUAACCAACCUGUUUGUUUUUAAUGAGGAAAUGAAGGCCUUAAGAAGGUGGCUUGCUUAGAGUGAUUAAUUGGGGGGCUAAACUGGGACUGGAACACAACCCUCUUGAUUCUCCAGGUUAGUGCUUCCCCACUGUUCCACUUGUUAUAUGCUAUAACUUGUGUCAGAUAUAAUAGCAGAUCUGCAAAAGGGACCCAGAAACAAGCCAGCAGGCUUGGUUUGUCUUUUAAAUAAGUUGAAAUAAUAUGGAGAUUUAGGGUAUCAAAAAGGCAACUUCUUAUAUUUAUUCAUAUACUUAUGCUAUAUAGAAUAUUUAUAAAUAUAAUAUAGAUUUAUUACAUUUUGGAGAUUAAUAAAUGACAUACUAUCUGUGAAGCCAUCAUCUGAUUAAAACUGUACUUUCUCGGAGUUCCC
Messenger RNA from Sus scrofa (pig), 1773 nucleotides. RefSeq names its product telomere repeat binding bouquet formation protein 2 (gene TERB2). The record is from RefSeq and is a predicted model, not a curated record. NCBI's taxonomy places the organism in Eukaryota, Metazoa, Chordata, Mammalia, Artiodactyla, Suidae. Gene Ontology annotation, biological process: homologous chromosome pairing at meiosis; meiotic attachment of telomere to nuclear envelope. Gene Ontology annotation, cellular component: nuclear inner membrane.